Messenger RNA from Lytechinus pictus (painted urchin), 3987 nucleotides. Its product is annotated as HMG box-containing protein 1-like. Gene Ontology annotation, molecular function: RNA polymerase II cis-regulatory region sequence-specific DNA binding; protein binding; DNA-binding transcription factor activity, RNA polymerase II-specific. The transcript is spliced from 8 exons. The coding region runs from base 22 to 1545 and encodes 507 amino acids. The record is from RefSeq and is a predicted model, not a curated record. Gene Ontology annotation, cellular component: nucleus. NCBI's taxonomy places the organism in Eukaryota, Metazoa, Echinodermata, Echinoidea, Temnopleuroida, Toxopneustidae. Gene Ontology annotation, biological process: regulation of transcription by RNA polymerase II.
CUUCAUAUACAGGCAUAAGUCAUGACAGACAAUGAAAAGUUUCUUCAAGUCAAUAAUCCCAUCCUUGACUGCAAUGCAAAUGUUCACAAACCUUGCCAAGUUCCCACAAUAGAGACUGGUGUAAAACCCAUCAUGAAUGAGAAUGCAUCUGAGAGUAACAUCUCUUCAAUGGAUGGAAAUAAUGGAGAUGGGGAUCACCAGUCUGCCCAGAACUGGCUGACAGAAUUGGCUAUCAUUGCUACUAGUCCACAGAGUCCUCUCAUGGAAUCAAGAAGAAAGAGUUCUUCAGGAAAGCAGAGACAGCGGCAUCACUCAGAGGGAAGUGUUCUUCAUAAACCUACAAGGUUAUCAGCUGCAGUCAACUCUCUAAAUCGUGCCAUUCAUACCUAUGCCAAACCUCCUCGUAAUACUCCACCACCAUCUCUCAUCUCAUCAUCAUCUCAUAUCAGUGAUCACUAUGACGAUGAAGAUGACUUCAUAGAUCCUGUUGGUACAUGGGCUCCUGAAAGUGAUGCAAGGAUCACCUCUUCUUCUCCUUUCCUAGCCUCUCCAAAAGGUUCAGAAUCAGUAGGGGGUACAUGGUCACAUCCCUGGCCAACAGCUGUCUGGAAGUGCUUUCUGAAAGGUAACAAGAUACGAUUCACAUCAGGCCCUCGCACAGAAUGGCGACUUGCUGAAGAGAAUGGGAGCAAUGAGUAUUUAGCCACACAAGCUACUAUCACCCAAGAUGAAUCGAGUAGAGGACAGUCUCCUAUCUCUGGGUAUGCACCUCUGGGAUUACGUCUGGUCAAGAUUGAGGAUCUGAAGCCUUGUGAUCCAAGACUACCCGAUGUACAUGCUGAAGACUACGAUCAAAUGAAAUUGACCUUUGAUCCCGAUGUCAACGGUCAGUCAUGUCUUGAAACUAUCUGCUCCACGGACCAUCCUUUCUUCGUGCGCCAUAAAGGUUGGUCAUCCUACAUACCUUGCCAAACAGUAGUAAGAUAUGGUAUUCCAUGCUCUGAGCUGGAGAGUGGUGAUGUGUGCUUGCCCCCUUCUCAUCCAGAUGCAACCAGCUAUAAGGAAUCUGAGGUUCUAGAAAGCUUCAAAAGCUAUGACCUGACCCCUCUGGACUCCUCUGCAGUUCUUGCCCUUAGCAGCAUGGCUAGACAUCGUAAAGAUCUUGAGAACAGUCCAAUAAGACAGAUGCCAUUAUCUGCAGUCUCCUCCUCAUGUCAUCUGUCUCCUGGUGGUAGCGCUAGUGCUCCAUCAUCACCAUCCAAGGGGAUGAAGAAACUUCACUUAGUGGACCAGAAAGGAAAGAGACCCAUGAAUGCUUUUAUGCUCUUUGCCAAGAAAUUCAGGUUGGAAUACACCCAGUUGCAUCCUGACAAAGAUAACAGAGCAAUCAGUGUCAUCCUUGGUAACAAGUGGAAGAAGAUGAGACUCGAGGAGAGAAAGGUAUUCUCUCAAGAGGCAAAGCAUCUUGCUGAUGAACAUAAAAAGAUUCAUCCUGACUGCUGGAAGAGAAAAAGAGCACACUCUACAAGCUCCGUGCAUUCUUGACAUAGUUCCUAUGUUAGAACCAGCCAUUGGUGCCUAUUACAGCAGCUGACUUUUGGUAAACUAUUGCAGCAGUUUCUCAGGAUUAUCACCUUAACAAUGGAGUCAAACUCAAAGAAAUAUUUAUUGAUGGAAAUUCUUAUCCUGUGAAUAUCCAGAGCUUAGACCUCUAUUAUAUUAAAAUUGAAAACUAUAUCAUAUAUAGACUAUUCAAGGGAGAUAGAGUGGCCUUUAUGAUAACAUGUGGAGCACUGUGUGCUUUUUAAUGAUUAAAAUAAUAAUCUGACUAAUAGUUCUAUUUUAUGAUUUUCAGUUUUAAAUUUGAGCAAUAUAGAAAUUGGAUAUUAGAAAGCUACUGACAAAGUUUAUAUCUUGAAAUUUUUAGUCCAUUCCAAGCUUGAGAAGGUAUGUUAAUACACAGAUUCUAUAUUGAUGGGGCACCUGAUUAAAUCACAAUGCAGCAGUUUAUGGGGCACAUGCGUUAAUAUAAUCAAGUACUUAAAUGGAACAGUGACAUACACUUUGUGGGUUUUACCACAACUAAUGACAGGCUUUAGCAUCCAUUUAAAAAUAAUACUACAUACUUGAAUGUAUAUAAUGUUGAUGAGAAUGUGUUUUUAUAGAAGGCUGAAAUAGUAAGCAUCUUGACAUUUGGCAAUUUGUAGAUAAAUGUCAACAUUAUGUAACAGUCUGUUUUGUUAGAUUAAUGGAUAAUACUUAUUUGAGUUGUCAUUUCUCCAUAACAAAACACAAUGCCCAUAAUUUCAUUGACAAAUGAAAGGUUUGUGAAAAUGUUAAAGGUACAUGUUUACAGAAAAGACUCAAUAAUAAGAAAAUGAUGUAGAGUAAUGUUCUGUAGGCAUAAAAUAUGUAUAUGUCUUGGAACAAGUCAAAGAUCAGUUUUGUUGGUUGAGCGUAGUUUUCAUUUUCUUGAUUUGAUUGAAUGAAUCAUUGAUGCUUCCUGAUAAGUUUUCUCAUAUUACUCAACCAAUCAUAUUUGUAGGUAUUGGAAUAUCUAUCAAGAUAGUUUUAUUUAUUCACUUAACACAUAACUAAUUAUGUUAAAUGAAAAUUCAAGGAACCAAGUAAAUCAAGCUCCAUUUUAGUUUGGUUAAAAACAAAGUUUUUUGUGUUUGGAACAGUCACUCUAUAUUUAGAUUUUGAUAUCUUGCCACACUUGUGCCACUCUACCUGUGAUUCAUGUCUUUUUCAUGACUUUUACAUUUUUGAGAUAGACUUAAUCUUCUUAGUUAUAGCAACAUUCAGUUUGAUCAUAGUUAAACACUCUUUCAGCAUUAUCACCUGAGUAUAAAAAAAAACUUUCAUAAAAAAAAGAACAACUAAACUUACAGCAUUAUUUUAUAAUAUCAAUUAAGGGGAAUCAACAUUUACUUUUUCAUGUUAGCAGUGACUGUACUUUUGCACUGAAUUUGAAGAAAAUGUUUUCUUUGUACAAAAGUAAAAAAAAUACUUGAAAUGAAAGAAUUCUGAAAUACUUGAAGGGAUGACUUGUUGUCACCUGUCAAUUAUGUAAAUGAAAUGAAUCUUUUUAAAUUUGUUUUUUAUAGGUAACCUAUAUCAUGGUGUAAAUGUAGAUAAAUACAUAUGGUAAAUUCUAUCACUUAAAUUUGUAUCAAAUGUAUGUAUGUGAGAGAGCCCCUUAAAGAGACUGCAAGUAUCAAAGCUUUGAUCAUAUCACAUUUCAGAAUCAUUUCAGACAGUGUACAAUGUAUAUGGGAGUAUUAUCAAUACAUACUUGUUAUGAGACAUACUUCAUGGUUUUAGUGUUGGUCAAGUUAGCUACCAUGCUUAUUUUAGAAUAUCUUUCAGUUUAAAAAAAACUUUGUUUCAGAUAAAAUUUACUAUCUAUUAGUUAUUACCAAUUAGAUUAAAUAUAGCUGUGCCUGCAGCUUGUUAUCAUGCCUACCGGUAAAGCUUAUAUUCAUGUGGUCUUUCUUUCAGUGAGAAGAAAAAGGGAUUUGUCAUUUAUGUAACUUUUAAACUGACCAAGAAAUUUCAAAAUCAUAUCAACAGUAAAAAAAAAAUGUAAUCAAUAUAUUCAUUAUUUCCCAUAUAUGAUAAUAGUUUUCAAUCAUUGAGUACAUAAAUUCAGUCACUAAUAAAGUCUUCCCACACAAAAAGAUAACAUUUUAUGAUUAAGUAGGAGCUCUGAGAGGAAUUAUACUGUUUUACUGAGAUGUAUUUCUACUCGUCAAGAGAGAAAUGCCAGGUUGCGAUUUGUGUGCAGAUACUAAUGUUAUGUCUGUUUCUUGUUUAUAUUUCAUUGUGUUAAUGAUACUUGUACAAAGAGUUUUAUAGAUGUGUAUUUGUCGUGAGUUUUUAAUAAGCAUGGAAAGGAAUUAAAGUUUUAUUGCCUUGCAACUAAAAUGUAUUACAAAACUCAUUUUGUGAACCCUUUAAAAUAAAAUCUCUUUAUUAAUUUAA